Molecule: messenger RNA, 420 nt
Organism: Sorex fumeus (smoky shrew)
Lineage: Eukaryota; Metazoa; Chordata; Mammalia; Eulipotyphla; Soricidae
Gene: KANTR
Product: KANTR integral membrane protein
Exons: 1
Coding region: 168-398 (76 amino acids)
Source: RefSeq, a predicted model, not a curated record
UACUACUAUAGUUCCUCUACUGACUAGAGGACUACUCAGGAUUUUUUUCUUCUUGAGGUAAUUGUGGUAAGUUAUAUUUUUCUAGGAAUGGGGUUGUUUUGUCUGUAUUCUUAAAUUAAUUAGCAUAAAGUUUUAUUUUUCAAUUCUCUGCUACAUAAUCUGCAAUUAUGUCUCCUUUUUCAUUGUUGAUAUUGGUUAUUUGUGCCUUCUCACUUUUUUUUUUGAUUAAUCUCACCAGAGGCUUAUCUAUUUUAUUAGUCUUUUCAAAGAACCAACUUUUGGCCUUGUUGCUCCUCUCUAUUUUGUCUUUGUUUUCUAUUUCUUUUAUUUCUGCACUUAUUUUUUUUGAUCUCCUUCCUUCCACAUUUUUUGGAUUUAUUCUGCUGUUCUUUUUCUGAUUUUUGAAAUUGGACAUUGUGC